Hypomesus transpacificus is the source of this 1260-nucleotide messenger RNA. Its product is annotated as guanylate cyclase 2G-like. Gene Ontology annotation, biological process: intracellular signal transduction; cGMP biosynthetic process; receptor guanylyl cyclase signaling pathway. Gene Ontology annotation, molecular function: peptide receptor activity; guanylate cyclase activity. The coding region runs from base 204 to 896 and encodes 230 amino acids. The record is from RefSeq and is a predicted model, not a curated record. The transcript is spliced from 6 exons. NCBI's taxonomy places the organism in Eukaryota, Metazoa, Chordata, Actinopteri, Osmeriformes, Osmeridae.
AACUAAUCAACUGACGGCAGAGAAGACCAGAGCAGACAAACUUCUCUCCAGCAUGUUACCCAGGUGGCAAAGUCACUUUAUGCCACUAAUGAACCAUAAUGAACCAUCAAUCCAGUUUUUCCUCUAAGCAUUGCACUGUGGUGUUUAGUUGAUUAACUAGUGCAUGACCGCUCGAAUUGCACAGGUAUAUUGCAGACCAACUCAUGGCAGGGAAGUCAGUGGAGCCACAAGGGUAUGAAAUGGUGACUAUCUUCUUUUCCGACAUCGUGGGUUUCACUUCUAUGUGCUCCAUCAGCUCAGCCCUGGAGGUGGUCACACUACUAAACGACCUCUACAGCCUGUUUGACGAUACCAUAAAGCUCUAUGACGUCUACAAGGUGGAAACUAUAGGUGACGCUUACAUGGUGGCAAGCGGGCUACCCAUCAGCAAUGGCAACAAGCAUGCAGAUGAGAUUGCUACUAUGGCUCUGCACUUCCUGUGUGCCAUCAAGGUCUUCAAGAUACGCCACCUUCCCAAUGAGAAACUGGCGCUACGUAUUGGGAUCAAUUCAGGCCCAGUAGUAGCUGGAGUGGUGGGUACAACAAUGCCACGCUAUUGUCUCUUCGGAGACACUGUGAACACUGCUUCGAGAAUGGAGAGUAACAGCUUGCCUCUUAAGAUUCAUAUCUCCCAGAGCACAGCUGACAUUUUAACAGAGAUUGGGUCAUUUGCGUUGGAGGAGAGAGGAGAGAUUGAGAUGAAGGGUAAAGGCAGUCAGAAGACCUACUGGUUGAUGAAUAAAGAUGGUUUCAAUCCUAUUCUCGGAGCCCACAAUUCCCCCCCAAGCUCAACAUCAAACCAUCAACAGGGGUCUGGCCGACAGCAUCCCAAGACCAAGACAUUAGAGAGAAAGUGAGAGGACCGAUAUUGAUGUCCAAGCCCCACAUGACUGUGACAUCAACACUCGCCACUGUCAACACAUAACGAUUCAGAGAAGUUAAGGUAGUGCUUAAGGAACACUGUUUUUAAAAUUUGGCAGGAAACCAUGAGUCUAAAUGAAAGAUUUCACAUACCUGUCUGUGCAGCUCAAGGACUUUUCAAUAUUUUUUAUAUUUACUUUCUAAUAUUACUGGUACAUAAAAAGAUGGCGGUUGUACAUCGAUCCUCAAGCUUUUUGCAUUUGAAUGUGAAUAUAUUCAUUUCACCAACAUGGUUGGUUAUGAAGACUCUUAUACUAUGAUAAAGUGGUCAAAUUGAUAACUAAUAACUAAGUGUUUUUG